AUGGAUGAACGAUCGCAGCGCGCCGAGGCCCAGGCGUAUACGGCAAGUCUCGAUCAGACACUGAAAGAGCUUCAACAAAAAGUUCGUGAGCACGAGAACGACUUGGAAAGGCUCCGUUCAGGCCAGGAUGUGCUCCCUCAGUCGGUAGCAGGCCAGGCGCGGGUCAUCCAGACGGCCCUCAAGGAGGUGACGGAUUCCGACCCUUUUCUACCUUCUCCAGGAUCUCUGCUCCCGGCGUUGCUGGCUCUGCGCAAGACUCAUCAGACCAUCCAAGAAAGCAAUGCGUAUCUCGCCUCGCAACGCGCUAGCCACGAGCAGCUGUCGCGCCAGCUCGAAGCUGAUCAAGCGCGCCUCAAGGACCAAAAUCUGCUCGGGGAAGCCUUGAGCGCAAGAAUUCAAUCUCUACGCGAUGAACUGGACGCCAAUACCAAUGUCACCCAAGCAGAAGGGGCAAGAGAACACCUGCAGGAGCUCCGGAGCAAGAAGAAGAGCUAUGACAGGGAGACGUCAAAGCUCAUGAAGGUGCUCCUCAAGUUCAUCGACAACCAGCUGGCCCCUAUGCUCGCGGCAGAAGAGCUGGGUGGCCCCGUCGUUGGUGACCUAAUGGAUAUUGACAACGAGGAUCUGGCCGCGGGCUUCAACGCGCAGGGGAAGCUGAAGAAAGCCAAGGAAGGGGCCGGCCAGGACGAUAAGCGGCAGCGCAGGAUAGACGAGAUCUGGGGCCAAGCCGGUGACGAGGCCGGGGGACGCCAGGACGAGGCCACAGGGGCGGCCGCUGAGAUGAGGCAGCUGACCGAGGAGCUCCUCAACACGCUCGCCGAGGCCAACGGUGACAACUCAGCGUCGUAUGUGCGGUUGCCGCGCGAGUCGGCGGCGGCCCGGUUCCUGGUGAGGUCCAAGGUUGCUCAGUUUCACCCUCGAGAUGCGACGAGACUUAGACUGGUUGAUUUUGGACGGGAUUUGGAGGCUUGA
This is a messenger RNA of Fusarium keratoplasticum, 972 nucleotides long. RefSeq lists its product as uncharacterized. Gene Ontology annotation, biological process: mitotic sister chromatid segregation; kinetochore assembly. The transcript is spliced from 2 exons. Gene Ontology annotation, cellular component: nucleus. Bases 1 to 972 code for a protein of 323 amino acids. The record is from RefSeq and is a predicted model, not a curated record. NCBI's taxonomy places the organism in Eukaryota, Fungi, Ascomycota, Sordariomycetes, Hypocreales, Nectriaceae.